GCAGAAGGAGAAAGGGCGUCUGAUGCCAGCUGCCAACAUGACAGAAACCCUGCAGCUCCCGGCGCUGCGGGUCCCCGAGCAGCAGGUGCUGGAGGGCGGCUGCGCCUGGUCCAGCUCGUCCACCCCGACCCUGCGCAGGAAGCGCUUCAAGAUGAGGCGGAUGAAGAACGUGCAGGAGCAGAGCCUGGAGGCCGGCAGGUACCCGGAGUCUCCUUCCUCCAGCAAGGAAUUCCUGCAGCUCCCAUCCAUUGAGAUCACCCCCUCCAGUGACGAGGACACCCCCUGGUCCAACUGCUCCACUCCCAGUGCCUCCCCGCGCCGCAAGCGCUUCCUCCUUCGGAAGUGGCUGCGCGUCCGAGAGAAGAAGGAGUGCAGUGAGAGCAGCAGCCAGCAGAGCAGCCAGCAGAGCAGCCACGACGAUGACUCUGCGCGCUUCCUGAGCCCCUCCAUGCGUGAGGACAGUACCGCCAGUAACUCCAACCGCAGCACGCCCGCCUGCUCCCCGAUCCUGCGCAAACGCUCGCGCUCGCCCACGCCGCAGGACGCCCCGGGCGACGCCAUGGUGGAGAAGGGCUCCGACCACUCCUCGGACAAGUCCCCGUCCACGCCGGAGCAGGGUGUCCAGCGGAGCUGCUCCUCCCAGUCAGGCCGCAGCGGGGCCAAGAACUCCAAGAAAAGCCAGAGUUGGUAUAAUGUGUUGAGCCCCACGUACAAGCAGCGCAAUGAGGAUUUCAGGAAACUCUUCAAGCAGCUCCCGGACACCGAGCGCCUCAUCGUGGAUUACUCAUGUGCUCUCCAGAGGGACAUUCUCCUGCAGGGCCGCCUCUACCUCUCCGAGAACUGGAUCUGCUUCUACAGCAACAUCUUCCGCUGGGAGACCCUGCUGACAGUUCGCUUGAAGGACAUCUGCUCCAUGACCAAGGAGAAGACAGCACGGCUCAUUCCCAAUGCCAUCCAAGUUUGCACUGACACUGAAAAGCACUUUUUUACUUCCUUUGGGGCUCGGGACAGGACGUACAUGAUGAUGUUCAGACUCUGGCAGAAUGCUCUGCUUGACAAGCCCCUGUGCCCCAAGGAGCUCUGGCACUUUGUCCACCAGUGUUACGGCAACGAGCUGGGGCUGACCAGCGACGACGAAGACUACGUGCCUCCUGAUGAUGACUUCAACACCAUGGGCUACUGCGAAGAAAUCCCCGUGGAGGAGAAUGAAGUCAACGACAGCUCCUCCAAGAGCAGCAUGGAGGCCAAGCCAGAAGCCAGCCCUCAGCUGCCAAAGAAAUCUGUCACUGCCAGCACCCUGACCUCCACGGGCAGCAGUGAAGCCCCAGCCUCGUUCGAUGGAGUGCUCCCAGAAGAGGAGGAGGCAGUGGCAGAGAGUCCUGUGGAGAAGGACCUUGGCAUUGCCAACAUCAUGGGAGAGAAGAUCGACAUCAUUGGCCCUGUGAACUCCCCCUCCCUGGACUUCAAUGACAACGAGGACAUUCCCACGGAGCUCAGUGACUCCUCAGACACCCACGAUGAAGGAGAAGUCCAGGCCUUUUACGAGGACCUGAACGGGCGCCAGUACGUGAACGAGGUGUUCAACUUCAGCGUGGACAAGCUCUACGACCUGCUCUUCACUGACUCCCAGUUCCAGAGGGACUUCAUGGAGCAGCGCCGCUUCUCUGAUAUUAUCUUUCACCCCUGGAAGAAGGAGGAAAACGGCAAUCAGACCAGAGUGAUCCUGUACACCAUCACCCUCACCAACCCUCUGGCCCCCAAAACUGCCACAGUCACUGAGACUCAGACAAUGUACAAAGCCAGCCAGGAGAGCGAGUGCUAUGUCAUAGAUGCAGAGGUGCUAACUCACGACGUCCCCUACCACGACUAUUUCUACACCAUUAACCGCUACACGUUGACUCGUGUUGCCAGAAACAAAAGCCGACUCAGGGUUUCCACAGAAUUACGCUACAGGAAACAGCCUUGGGGGCUGGUGAAAUCCUUCAUUGAGAAGAAUUUUUGGAGUGGUCUGGAGGAUUAUUUCCGUCACUUGGAGAGCGAGCUGACCAAAACAGAGAGCACGUACCUGGCGGAGGUGCACAGACAAUCCCCCAAAGAGAAGGUGAGCAAGCAAUCCACGGUGCGGCGGCGGAAACGCGCCCACGCCCACCUGAGGGUGCCACACCUGGAGGAGGUGCUCAGCCCCGUCACCACCCCCACGGAUGAGGAGGUUGCCCAUCGAAUCAAGCACGUGGCAGGUUCCACUCAGACACGGCACAUCCCUGAGGAGAGCCCCAGUGGCUUCCACCUGCAGAGUGUCUCCAAGCUGCUCCUUGUCAUCAGCUUUGUUCUGGUGCUGCUGGUCAUUCUCAACAUGAUGCUGUUCUACAAACUCUGGAUGUUGGAGUACACCACGCAGACGCUGACGGCGUGGCAGGGCCUGAGGCUGCAGGAGAGGUUACCCCAGUCUCAGACAGAGUGGGCCCAGUUGCUGGAGUCCCAGCAGAAGUACCACGACUCAGAGCUGCAGAAAUGGCGCGAGAUCAUCAAAUCCUCCGUGAUGCUCCUGGACCAGAUGAAGGAUUCUCUAAUAAAUCUCCAGAAUGGCAUCGGGUCCCGGGACUUCGGGUCAGAUCCAGAGGAGAAAAGGAAACGUUUCCAUUAACAGGCAGGAAUGCAGGAGGCCAGAGGACGGUGUGCAAUAUGUGUAAAUAGGAUAUAUAAAUAUAUAUAUAAAUAUAUAUAUAUAUACAGAUAUAAAUAUAUAUAUUAUAUACAGAUUUUAAGAGAAAAAAAAGAAAAAAAAAAAGAAAAAAAAGCCUAAAGAGGGGAAGGAG
Passer domesticus (house sparrow) is the source of this 2816-nucleotide messenger RNA. RefSeq names its product GRAM domain containing 1B (gene GRAMD1B). The coding region runs from base 23 to 2644 and encodes 873 amino acids. Gene Ontology annotation, molecular function: cholesterol transfer activity; cholesterol binding. Gene Ontology annotation, biological process: intracellular sterol transport. Gene Ontology annotation, cellular component: endoplasmic reticulum-plasma membrane contact site; endoplasmic reticulum membrane; plasma membrane. The record is from RefSeq and is a predicted model, not a curated record. Lineage: Eukaryota; Metazoa; Chordata; Aves; Passeriformes; Passeridae. The transcript has 20 exons.